AUGGCCAUUAGACACGACGUUCACAGCCAUGCCCACGAAGAAGACGUGCCCGGGACUGUCAACCUCCAGGCCCGGGAAGGCGAGGAAACACAUUACGGACAAGCGCUGUUCCCGGUUCCUUCGGCAGACCCCAACGACCCGCUGCAAUGGUCCAAGUUCAAGAAGCAUAUGAUCAUGUUCUGCUGCUGCGCGUACUCGUUCUUGGGCGUCUCAUCUCUUCUCGGACCUUCAACGUACAUCGGGCUCUGGUCUGCCGAGUUCGGCGUCGAUCCGAACACGGCUGCCGGCCUGGUGAACUACCCCAAUCUGGUUUUCGGGUUUGGGAGCCUCAUCCUGGUGCCGCUGUACCGCAAAUAUGGACGGCGCCCGGUCAUGGUUUUCUCCUUGCUGAUAUACACGGCCGGUAUCAUCGGGGCAUCGCAGGCCAGGACUUACUCGGCACUGAUGGGCGCCCGAAUCGUACACGGCUUUGCUUCGGGGGUAUGUGAGGCGCUGCCGGUUCAGUUGGUCAAUGAUAUCUUCUUCCUCCACGAGCGCGGCAAGAAGCUCGGCUGGUACACGGUGGCGCUCUGCUUGGGGGCUACGGGACCCUUGUUCUCGGGGUUCAUGCUCGCCGGUGGAUACUCAUGGGUGCUGUUCUUUUAUGUCCAGUUUGCCUUUUCUGGAGCCCUCGUCAUCCUCGCCUUCUUCUUCGUCGAGGAGUCGAUGUACUUCCGUAGGUCCAACCCUCCUGCUUCCUCCAGCAGUGGUACCGAGGUCGACCCUGCAACGAAACCCAAAGCCGCCGAGAUCGAGGAACACGAACUGGCCUCCUCCUCUUCUGGCUACCCUCCGCGCAAGACCUUCCUCCAGCAGCUCGCCCUCUGGGGCCCAGUCGACCACUCAUGCGCCUUCUUCUCCAUGCCGCUGCGCGCUUUCACAUAUCUCCUCGUCCCGUCGACCCUGUGGGUUGUCACCACGUACGGCAUCUACAUCGGCCUCUGCGGCUUCUCAUUCAACUUUGUCUUCCCGCUCAAGAUCGUCGCGCCGCCGUACAGCUGGUCGCAGACCAACGCCGGCCUGCACGCCAUCAGCACCUUUGUCGGGUUCGGGCUGGCGGUGCCGCUGGUGCCGGCGAGCGACAUCUGGGCGGCGCGGCUGACGAAGCGCAACGGAGGUAUCCGGGAGGCCGAGAUGCGCUUGGGGGUGCUGCUGCCGGCCAUCCUGCUCGCGCCGGCGGGGCAGAUCCUGUUCGGCAUGGCGGCGGAGCGGGACCUGCACUGGAUGGCCUACUUCGCGGCUGUUGCCAUGACGCAGUGGGCGGGCUACUUCUUCUUCACGUUGACACUGGCCUACGCCGUCGACUCGUACAACGCCAACCUGUCCGAGAUGCUCAUCAUCAUGAACCUAGGCAAGCAGGCCAUCAGCUUCGGCUUCAGCGGCGAGCUCCUCAACUGGAUCUCCCAUCACGGGUACGCCACCAUCAUCGUCGGCGCGUUUGUGCCCAUCCUGGCGGCGAACAAUCUCAUGACGUUUAUCUUUAUGAUUUGGGGCAAACGCAUCAGGAUUGCAACGUCCAAGUCGUGGCUGGCAAAGUUUCAUGCAAAGACUGUCGUGGUUGGGGAAGGGCAUUGA
This is a messenger RNA of Canariomyces notabilis, 1614 nucleotides long. RefSeq names its product MFS general substrate transporter. Gene Ontology annotation, biological process: transmembrane transport. Gene Ontology annotation, molecular function: transmembrane transporter activity. NCBI's taxonomy places the organism in Eukaryota, Fungi, Ascomycota, Sordariomycetes, Sordariales, Chaetomiaceae. Bases 1 to 1614 code for a protein of 537 amino acids. Gene Ontology annotation, cellular component: plasma membrane. The record is from RefSeq and is a predicted model, not a curated record. The transcript is spliced from 2 exons.